UUUAGCAGUCAACAUAAUUACAUCGCUUCCAUUUACCAUGGCGGCAUUGAAAAUGAUGGCUUUUUCUUCAACGUGCUCAACUAAAGCGAUUUCUCUUCUCCAUUUUUCUCCAAACCUAACAAAGAAGUAUUCUAUCAGUGCAUCUAGAUUUGACAGAAAAUGUUUGCCUUUUACGGAACCGAUCUCUCACAAUUAUCCAGUUUUCACCAUUAAAGUUAGCAGAAAUAACACUGAAGAAGCUGAAGAAUAUUCAAGUAUGGCAUUCAGAUCAAGCGCGUAUCCUCCAGAAAUCACUGUAACUGCCAGAAUUGUUCAGCUCCUCAAUCUACCAUUAAGGAUGAUUCCACUGAUAGUUGCCAUCGGUACACUACCUUGGAGGCAUGGUGAAAAGGGAACAUGGUGUACAAUGGGUGUUCUUGUUUCAAUAUGGAUUUCAAGGUAUUUGAAGAUAUUAAUCAACCAACCACGUCCUACCUCAGCCCUUGGUUUAAGAGCUGACCCUGGAAUGCCAUCUUCACAUGCACAAUGUUUUUUAUAUAUCACAACUUAUGGUGCUCUAACAUUGAUUGAUUCACAAGGUCUACAUCUAUCUACCUUUGGGCUUGGAGUUUUAAUCAUUUCAUUUGGAGCAUUUGUGGCAUGGACACGAAUACUAGAAGGAGUACAUACAUAUGCUCAAGCUAUGGUGGGUGGAAUUUUAGGUUCUCUCUUUGCAAUUAGUUGGCAUUAUUUGUGGAAAAUUGUCGAGUUGAAGUAUCUACCUGCUUUUAUUAGAGUUCGCAUACUCCUCCAUGUGGGUGUGCUUAUUAUCCUUUUAAAAAUAUCAAUAGACAAUAAAGAAACUAAAAUAUGAGAAUGAUUUCAUAAUAAUUUUUGUAUCAAUGUAAGUUAUGCAUCAUUUAUGUUUAUUGAAAUUGUUAUCUUUACACAUAUGGUCAUUGUAACAUGGCAAUAAUUUUGACAAUUUAAGAUGGAUUACUAUUUUUAUGAAA
This is a messenger RNA of Cryptomeria japonica (Japanese cedar), 992 nucleotides long. RefSeq names its product lipid phosphate phosphatase epsilon 1, chloroplastic. Gene Ontology annotation, molecular function: dolichyldiphosphatase activity. NCBI's taxonomy places the organism in Eukaryota, Viridiplantae, Streptophyta, Pinopsida, Cupressales, Cupressaceae. Gene Ontology annotation, cellular component: intracellular membrane-bounded organelle; endoplasmic reticulum membrane. The transcript has 4 exons. The coding region runs from base 38 to 853 and encodes 271 amino acids. The record is from RefSeq and is a predicted model, not a curated record. Gene Ontology annotation, biological process: lipid biosynthetic process; protein N-linked glycosylation.